AUGGCAGAUGGAGACGUGCAGCAAGAGAUCCUCCAGAAGACCCUCCAGGAGGUUGGGAAUGAGGAAAAUGAGGGUGACCCUUGUGUGAUCUGUCUAGAAUCCAUCACCGAACCCAGCAUCGCAAAACCAUGCAACCAUACCAACUUUGACUUCCUAUGCCUGGUCAGCUGGCUGGAGCAACAGCCGAAUUGUCCUCUAUGUAAGACUCAACUCACCGAGGUCCAGUAUGACCUCAAAGCCCCUCAAGGUCCGAAAACAUACAAUGUGCCCCACGAUCGAAUAGCAAAACCAGCCCGAAGCUUUGGCCCAGCUCAUGGUGCGCUUCGAAGUGCAAGACCAAGACCACGACAUCAAAGAACACACCAGAACCAACAAAUAUCCUCCCAAGAUCCCCUCGCUGUGCGGCGCACCAUAUAUCGCAACCAGCUAUACUCCCUCCGCGUUGGAUCAAAUCGACUAUCCCAAUAUAGCGAGGUGACACCAGAACAUUUUAACCGGGACGAGUCGCUAGUAUCACGCGCAAGGAAGUGGAUCCGCCGAGAGCUACAAGUCUUUACCUUUUUGAACCCGGAGGCGGAUGAGAAUGAACCUAGCCGAAGUCGAGUACCUCGCCCUGGGACUCAGCGACUAGAAGAGCGAAGGGCCAAUAAUGCCGAGUUCUUACUUGAGUACGUCAUUGCGAUUCUGCGCACUGUUGAUAUCAAGGGUAGCGCAGGUCAGGCGGAGGAGCUGCUGCGAGACUUUAUCGGGCGGGAUCAUGCUCGUUUGUUCCUACAUGAGCUGCUAGCGUGGUUGAGAAGUCCUUAUGUAUCUCUGGAAGACUGGGAUCGCCACGUGCAGUAUCCGAGUUCGAGACAAAGCUCUAAUAACUGUGAUGAGCGGGGGCCUCGUCGGGAUCGUCCGGCUCGUGACCGAAGCGCGUCCCCGGCUCUGGAUACUGAUCGGAGUUUGUUUGAUCGGAUCACCAGACCGACUGAAUCGGCUACAACGCCUAGAGGGGAACAUCGGUCUCGGCCAUACGAUCGUCGCUCUAGACCGCGACAUCUUGAUCGAUACAUCCCAGAUUAA
Molecule: messenger RNA, 1068 nt
Organism: Penicillium odoratum
Lineage: Eukaryota; Fungi; Ascomycota; Eurotiomycetes; Eurotiales; Aspergillaceae
Product: RING finger domain protein
Exons: 2
Coding region: 1-1068 (355 amino acids)
Biological process (GO): protein polyubiquitination; protein monoubiquitination
Molecular function (GO): ubiquitin protein ligase activity
Source: RefSeq, a predicted model, not a curated record